AACAACCAUUUCUGGUGAAUUGUAGAUAACCGUGAGACAGCUGCACUUGGCGUAAGCACAGCCACAUUUACACGAAUUUAUCAAAUUUAUCAGCGCUUGCAACAUGUUUUAUCGAUACUAUCGAAUAUUUCAGUAAUAGUCGCAGUUUGUGUAAAUUGGAGAAACACCCUAAUCGCAGUGAUUUUAAAAUUGCAAUAUUUAAUGACAAUAAAAAUUAUCUAUUGCUGCCAGAGUGUAUAGUGUGACAGUGUUUAUGAUGGUUUGAUUGAUACAUUGCAUUUUAAUUUAAAAUUAUCACCGCUAAUUAAAUAAAUCAAUUCGACCUUAUUAUGAUGCACUUAAAGAUGAGUUUACUAAGGUGCUUAUUCCUACUAUGUUUGGUCCAUCAUGGAACAAGCAGGAUGCAUACACUAGAUGUGAUGGGUGAAUCAAGAAAGUUUAUAGCAUUAAGUACAUUUGGGUUCUACAAAGGUGGCAUACUGGAGGUUCAGUUAGAAAAUUUCAGAGUAAAUCCAGAAAAUAAGACAGAUAUAUUUGGGUUUAGUAUAGAUAGAACAUUGAAUGAUGCAAUGAAUCCCUACCUGGACCAACAUGGUGAACAGUGUUUAUUAAAAGACAUUCAAACAGGUUCCAAAACUGAGCACUUUACACCUGCUAUUUAUUUUACAAUGGAUCUCAAUACUUUACUGCUGACAGUAAAUUGCAGUCAUGAAUGGAUGCUACCAUUGCACAUUUAUAAAAGACAGGAAAAUAUUCCAGUAAGCAAUAAUGAUUAUGGUGAACAUUUAAAAAGGAUGAAGAGAGAGUUCAAAAACUCUCAGCAACAUCAAUCAUGUAGCACAUUACCACUACCCAUUGUGAAAAAAGUUAUUGAUGGUGUAACAUAUUAUAACACAAGUUUUGUGAUUUCUGUUGCCAGUGACUCUGAAGAAGGCCUUUACAACUUGUAUUUCCAUAGUUGUCCGAAUUAUCCAACGCAAUCCCGCACGUAUGACUUUACAAUGCACAUUUAUGAGAAAAACAUCGGCGGAUUUCUCUCCGCUGGUGAAAUGCCGCUUCCGGCGUUGUACAUGACAAUGGCUGUGCUGUUCUUUUUGUCUGGAUGCUUUUGGGUGUUCUUACUGCGGCAAUCGCGUCACCCGAUCUUCAAAAUUCACUACUUAAUGGCGUGUCUGGUAUUCUUGAAAGCGCUCUCUCUCGGUUUCCACGGCGUAAAUUACCAUUACAUCGAAGCCUUGGGAGUCCACCUCGCCACAUGGGCGAUUCUGUUCUAUAUCGCGCAUUUACUAAAGGGCGCUCUGCUUUUUAUCACUCUAGUCCUCGUGGGCACUGGCUGGACAUUCAUUAAGCACGUCUUGGCUCCGCGAGAUAAGCGUUUGUUUAUGGCGAUCAUUCCCCUGCAGGUAUUAGCAAAUGUUGCUGAAAUAAUACUGGAAGAGUCCGAGGAGGGAUCCAGGGAGCACAACGCAUGGCGUGAUAUACUUAUAUUGGUCGAUCUGCUUUGUUGCGGAUGCAUACUCUUCCCAGUUGUUUGGUCAAUCAGACAUUUGCAAGAGGCAUCGCGCACUGACGGCAAAGCAGCCGUCAAUCUGCGUAAACUGAAACUAUUCCGGCAUUUCUAUGUGAUGAUUGUGUGCUACAUCUACUUUUCGCGCAUCAUCGUUUACCUGCUGAAGAUCACCGUGCCGUUUCAGUACGGGUGGUUGGAUGAGAUGUUCAGGGAGAUGGCCACGUAUGCUUUCUUUGUUUUGACCGGUUAUAAAUUCCGGCCUGCUGCGCAUAAUCCAUACUACAAUUUGCCAACGGAUGAUGAAGAAGAAGAUUUAGUAAUUUCGGAUACGGGUUUAACCGAAGGCUUAUCACGCGUUAAUUCUCGCUACAAACACGCCAAGAAACCGCAAGCCACAAUGACGGAAGUGACCGAGGAGGAAAGCGACCAAUUGCUGCUACAAAAGGAGAGCAGCCACGAAUAUGAUUAGUAACAUUUUGACCAUUAAAUUGUAUAUAUGAUCACAUUGAGAAAUUAUUGCAAACUUCGAAUGCGACAGAAGACAACUCGUUACAUGUCCAACCAAAGAGAAACGUUCGCAUGGUUUUCAUUUUUAGACCACAAGCAAUUGUUACAAAUAUGAAGAUUGUUUUUAAGUGUCCUGUGAUAGAACUUUGAUGUGUGUGAUCAUGUAUAUCGCAAUUAUGUAUGUUUUAUUUAAUUGAACAUAAUGUACGUAUAUAUAAGCAUUCAACUUACUGCGGAUUUAAACGAAUAACUGCAAUAAAAGCGUUUAGUUUACAAGUCGAACAUUUUAUAGUUAAAAAUAUUUACACAAAUUACACCGGUUGCUAAUAGAGUAUUUUGUAAUUAUUCUCUUAGAGUGAUUAAUAUAUUUGUUUUAGUUUAAGGAUAAUAAAGUUAAUAAACGAAUAAUCGACCA
This is a messenger RNA of Dalotia coriaria, 2432 nucleotides long. RefSeq names its product protein GPR107. Lineage: Eukaryota; Metazoa; Arthropoda; Insecta; Coleoptera; Staphylinidae. Gene Ontology annotation, biological process: transport. The record is from RefSeq and is a predicted model, not a curated record. Gene Ontology annotation, cellular component: membrane; Golgi apparatus.